Molecule: messenger RNA, 1187 nt
Organism: Cygnus atratus (black swan)
Lineage: Eukaryota; Metazoa; Chordata; Aves; Anseriformes; Anatidae
Gene: NSG1
Product: neuronal vesicle trafficking associated 1
Exons: 5
Coding region: 289-846 (185 amino acids)
Biological process (GO): clathrin coat assembly; endosomal transport; G protein-coupled dopamine receptor signaling pathway
Cellular component (GO): membrane; endosome
Molecular function (GO): clathrin light chain binding
Source: RefSeq, a predicted model, not a curated record
CCGCCUCCUUCUCCUCCUCCUCCUCGUCCUCCACCUGCUGCCGCUGCGCCAGUAGCCGGCUGGGGGGAGCCGCCUCACACCCCGCGGGGCCCCUUUGUGCUGCUCCGGAGCUGCCCCGGCUGCGCCAGGGCCCCGCAGCCUCUCUCUCUCGCUCUCUGCCCGCCGAGGGAGAGCCGCCGCCGAGCCGCCCGCUCCGCCAUUGCAGCGCGGGGCCGCGGCGGAACGACGCCUCGCCGCCCGCUGAGGAAGGGCCGGCAGCCGCGGCGAAAAUCCUGCUUUCCUGGAAGAAUGGUGAAACUGGGGAAUAAUUUCAGCGAGAAGAGCACAAAGCAGCCCCUUCUGGAGGAUGGAUUUGACACCAUCCCCCUGAUCACACCCCUGGAUGUCAAUCAGCUCCAGUUCCCACCUCCUGACAAGGUUGUGGUCAAAACGAAAACAGAAUAUGAACCUGAUCGCAAGAAGGGAAAAUUCCGUACUCCUAAAAUAGCUGAGUUCACAAUCAGCAUCACUGAAGGGGUUUCAGAAAGAUUUAAGGUAACUGUGCUGGUCCUUUUCGCCCUUGCGUUCUUAACAUGCGUUGUAUUUCUGGUAGUCUACAAGGUUUACAAGUAUGAUCAUACCUGCCCAGAAGGAUUUGUUUUCAAGAAUAAUCAAUGCAUUCCAGCUGGGUUGGAAAACUACUACUCUGAACAAGACUCCAGUGCUCGAGGGAAAUUUUACACAGUCAUAAACCACUACAAUCUGGCCAAACAAACCAUCACGCGCUCAGUGUCCCCAUGGAUGACAGUACUGUCAGAAGAGAAAUUAUCUGAACAGGAGACUGAAGCCGCUGAGAAAUCAGCUUAGUAUGAUAAGCUAAUUAUUAACACUAUGUCAUUUGAAGGUAACUAAGGGACUUUAAGGAACUUUUCAUUAAAUAUAAUUAUGGAUAAUUUAGAGGUUACUCAUGUUUAUGGUGCAAUUGCUUCUGUUUGCUGAUACUGCUUUGCAAAAACAAAACAAAAACUUGCUGCAGAACAUUCAUGGGCGUAAAACAAGAUGCAUAUCAGCAUUGCUUUAGAGCUUUGACACCAUUUUCAAUGUUAAAAAAAACAACUGUUAGAUAUGUUCUUGCAGUUUAUUGGAUACUGACAGAUUUCUUCACUGGAUUUUCAGGGCUUGGACCUUAAAUCAUGUGUUCUGUUGUC